This is a messenger RNA of Vombatus ursinus (common wombat), 2839 nucleotides long. RefSeq names its product cytochrome P450 2J2-like. Gene Ontology annotation, biological process: xenobiotic metabolic process. NCBI's taxonomy places the organism in Eukaryota, Metazoa, Chordata, Mammalia, Diprotodontia, Vombatidae. Gene Ontology annotation, cellular component: cytoplasm; intracellular membrane-bounded organelle. The record is from RefSeq and is a predicted model, not a curated record. The transcript is spliced from 9 exons. The coding region runs from base 145 to 1656 and encodes 503 amino acids. Gene Ontology annotation, molecular function: iron ion binding; heme binding; oxidoreductase activity, acting on paired donors, with incorporation or reduction of molecular oxygen, reduced flavin or flavoprotein as one donor, and incorporation of one atom of oxygen.
UCUAAGAUGACAAAUAAAGCUUGAGCUCUGUCUCUCAUACAAACACUGCUCCUGGUGGCCCCAGAGCUGCUGCUGUUGCUGCAGGAAGAGGAGGAGGGAGGAGGAGCUUGGCUUGUCUGGCCUUGGUGUCGGAGCUGCGGAAAAAUGCAGCUCUCUCUGGGAACUGUGCUCCCUUCCCUUUGGGAAAGAGCCUCCCUGCAGAUCCUCCUUCUCUUCUCUGCCACCUUCCUCAUCCUGGCACAGUAUCUGCAGAGGAGGAGGAGGAGGCAUCACAACUAUCCCCCUGGCCCUCCUGGGCUGCCCAUAUUGGGCAACUUCUUCCAGAUGGACUUUAAAAACCCCCAAAUCACCAUCCAAAAGUUUGUCAAGAAAUAUGGAAAUAUUUUCUGCAUGGAUGUGGGAAAUACUGCCUUAAUGAUGGUAACUGGAUUGCCACUGAUCAAGGAGGUCCUGGUCAACCAAGACCAGGUGUUUAUUGAUCGCCCCCAACUUCCUCUCCACUUCCAUGUCUUUAAAACAUUUGGCUUAAUAAUGUCUACUGGCCAAGAGUGGAGACAGCAAAGAAGAUUUGCCUUAAUGACGUUGAGGAACUUUGGUUUGGGAAAGAAGAGCCUGGAAGAUCGCAUCUGGGAAGAGUCCAAAUAUCUCAUUGAAGCUAUCAGGGAACAAAAAGGACAGCCCUUUGACCCCCACUUUCAGAUCAACAAUGCUGUUUCCAAUAUCAUCUGCUCUAUAACUUUUGGGCAUCGCUUUGAGUACCAUGAUUCUCAGUUUCAGGAGCUGCUAAAGAGUUUGGAUGAUGUUAUAGUGCUUGAAAUCAGAUGGGAGUGUCAGCUCUUCAAUAUGUUUCCUUGGAUAAUGAAAUUCCUGCCAGGAUCUCACCAGAAGUUCUUUAGAGAAUGGAAGAAGCUACAGUCUUUUGUAAAAGGUGUGAUCAAACAACACAAGGAAGACCUGAACCCAGAGGAGACCCUGGACUUCAUUGAUGCUUACCUGAAGGAGCUGUCCAAGGAUAAUAUCCAUUCUAGUUUCAAUGAAGAACAAUUAGUUGUCUGCACCCUGGACCUCUUCUUUGCUGGAACAGAGACAACUUCGACCACUCUGAGGUGGGCACUGCUAUAUAUGGCCCUUUAUCCAGAGAUCCAAGGCAAAAUACAAGCUGAGAUUGACCGGGUGGUUGGCCAGUCAAGGCAGCCCACCAUGGCUGAUAAGGAGAAUAUGCCCUACACUAAUGCAGCCAUUCAUGAAGUUCAGAGAAUGGGUAAUAUUAUUCCUUUCAAUGUGCCCAGGGUGGCCACGGUUGAUACUACAGUGGCAGGAUACUACGUGCCAAAGGGCACCAUGAUGAUGACCAACUUGACUGCCUUGCACAGGGACCCCAACGAGUGGGCUACCCCAGAAACCUUCAACCCAGAACAUUUUCUUGAGAACGGUCAGUUUAAGAAGAGAGAGUCCUUUCUGCCUUUCUCAACAGGAAAGAGGGUCUGCCUGGGAGAACUGUUGGCUCGGACUGAGCUCUUCCUUUUCUUCACUUGCCUGCUCCAGAAAUUCACGUUCCAGCCUCCCCCAAACACCCAGCUGAGCCAGGACUUCAGAUAUGGCUUAACCCUCUCUCCCGUCUCCUACAAAAUCUGUGCCCUUCCUCGAGCGAUGUAGGCCAAACUAGGCCUGUAGGGUGGUCUUCCAAGGGAAGGAGGGAAGGACAUGGAACCAUUCUCAUCCUCCAAGGUCACCCACCCUGCCCUUUGCUGUUUGAGUGGAAAGGGAGAGAAAUCAAGGAAAAGAGAGAGACAAAAGGAGGUGGCCCAAUUUGAAGCUUCCUGCACUGAAAAAGGAGAGGCAUUAACUCCAUCCAAAGGAAAGCACAAGGAUUCCUUGCUGGGCUUGGAGUCCAAGGACCUGGGUUCAAAUCCCAGCCCCGCCAAUUACUACCUGGGUGACCUUGAGCAAGUCACUUGAUUCCACAUCUAAAACGAGGAAGAGGAAGAUCUCUAAGGUCCCCUCCAGUUCUAAAUAUAAAAUCUUGUGAUGCUAUGAACAGAGAAUCAAUGAUUUUUCUCUGCUGCCUCAAUCAGUUGGGCCAAUUUUUUUUUUUGGUUUGGUUAAUUAUCUGUUUCUCUCGUGCUCUUAUAAAUCAUACAGUAGAUGUGAUUUUAGGAGAGAGUUCAGAGAGUUUACAUGAGUUACAGGAGGAAUUAACAGGUUAAAGAGGAUGAUCCUUAGAGAUUCUUAUAGACUGUAAGCUCCUUGUGUGCAGAGACUGUUUUCUUUGUUUUUGGAUCUACAGCAUCCAACCCGGUACCUGGCAUGGAGAAAGAACCCAAUAAAUAUUGAGGAUUGUUUUGUCUCUAAACCACUCAUUUUCAUAUUCAUAUUUUCCUUUGACUUUCACAGUGUGAAACAUUAAUCCAUCAGCUAAUGAGUUGGGUUCCUUAUUCCUACUAAAAGUCUUGUUAUAGAUGAUAAAUCAUAAUUACUCCAUAAUUAAUUGCAUUCACAUACAGCUAGGAAUGACCACACAUUGAGUAUUGCUAACCUGUUAAAAUUCCUGUAAAGGUUCCCUAUUCUUUUCAGAGAUACUUACACAAUGUAGCUUUCCAUGCUGAUACUGGAAACUCUUAGAAUACCCCAGCCAAUCAGAAAAUGCAAAUGCCCACGUGAACCAAAGUGAUCAAUGUUCCUCAUUUAUUGUUCAUGCUCCUCUUUCUAAUGUUCCUCCAUUAUACCUAUAAAAAUGCUCUGUGAGUUCACAAUGAGGUCCUUGUACCAAAUGAGGUGGUUUCAGACCCAUUUUAUUGGCAAAUUGCUACCAUCGUUAAUAAACCAAUCAUGCUUGGAA